Messenger RNA from Phanerochaete carnosa HHB-10118-sp, 258 nucleotides. RefSeq lists its product as uncharacterized. The coding region runs from base 1 to 258 and encodes 85 amino acids. Lineage: Eukaryota; Fungi; Basidiomycota; Agaricomycetes; Polyporales; Phanerochaetaceae. The transcript has a single exon. The record is from RefSeq and is a predicted model, not a curated record.
AUGUGCAUUCUCUCCGCAGCUCCCGUCUCCGUCCGCACUCACCCAUCGGACAGACUAACAUAUCUCGUCCUAUAUAUUUCGUCCAUACUUGCAACACUAGUUUUGUGUCACGUUGUCGCCCUUGUUAUCGUUGCAUCUCGCACUUUCUCUGCUGCAAUUGGAUCACCGCUCAGUCGUACCUCGAGUACUGCCCUUACACAGACCAAUCCCUCUAAGUAUGAGCCACCCUGCGCUUCUCUUUCGGCCCGCGUCGCAUAA